AUGAAACUCUCCAAGUCAAUUUUAGGGCUCGCAGUUCUCAGCUUGGUGCACCAUGUUAGAGCUGAGUUGAUUCAAGGAAGCUGGUUUCCUGUUGAUUUUAAAGGAAGCAUUCCUGUCGACUUCUCACCGUUCGUAAAGGGAGAACAGAUUACAAUUGAUUGCAGUGCAAGGAAUAUAGAUAAUAAUGGUGAACAUAAAUUUGAUGAUAAACUGAGGGUAAUAUACACUGCUUUUCCAACUUGCAAGGAAAGUGGUAAGCCAUUGGAAUUCAAGUAUGGCAUAAAUGAAGACUUGCAGUGUACGAUUGAGUUCACUGAUGAAAUAUAUCAUCUUUUCCAGCUAUAUAUACAUGAGGACGCUCCAUUCAGUUGUCGCUUACCAACAAGUAGUAGCACAAACUAUUUAGAGCAAGGUGGUGCCUACGUUCCUUUGACAUUCAAUUUAAGAGGGGAGGUGCGUGAGUCCCAUUUGAGAAUUGAUAACAAUAUCAAUGUCAUAAUAGUCACUCCUUCCACCCAUAAAUCGGAGCAAAACACAUUUAUAAGUGCAGUCGGUUGGUCAUCGGGUACUAACUUGACUAGAAUCAAAAUUGGAGAUGAAUUGCCUCUUAAAUUUGCCAUUCGAUGGUUUGAUCAGCUCGACAACGAAGGUUCUUUGACACAAGGAAUGAAAAAUAUUCAAUUGCCAUAUGCUGAUGGAUUUUAUAAGCUCCCAAACCCAAGGAAUGCUUUUUUGCUUCGCUGGUUGUUAUACUUUCCACUGCAGCUAGUUAUGUUGGUCGUCUAUUUCACAGUUUUUGCCUUGACCUUAGGAGGUUUACUAUUUUUUUAUUUUAUCAUCAAGAAGUCAUUUAGGAAUAAUAGGUUCGGAUCUUUUGAUAGCGAAACGGGCUACAAUAAAAAUGAUUAG
This is a messenger RNA of Priceomyces carsonii, 909 nucleotides long. RefSeq lists its product as uncharacterized. The record is from RefSeq and is a predicted model, not a curated record. Lineage: Eukaryota; Fungi; Ascomycota; Pichiomycetes; Serinales; Debaryomycetaceae. Bases 1 to 909 code for a protein of 302 amino acids. The transcript has a single exon.